Messenger RNA from Hippopotamus amphibius kiboko, 1298 nucleotides. It is a transcript of the gene PCNA, whose product is annotated as proliferating cell nuclear antigen. The coding region runs from base 206 to 991 and encodes 261 amino acids. Gene Ontology annotation, biological process: mismatch repair; leading strand elongation; regulation of DNA replication. The record is from RefSeq and is a predicted model, not a curated record. Lineage: Eukaryota; Metazoa; Chordata; Mammalia; Artiodactyla; Hippopotamidae. Gene Ontology annotation, molecular function: DNA binding; DNA polymerase processivity factor activity. Gene Ontology annotation, cellular component: PCNA complex. The transcript has 6 exons.
CGCACGAGGGGCGCGAGGGCGUAGCGCGCGCUCGCAGACGCGGCACUAUUAAACGGCUGCAGACGCAGCGAACUGGUUGUGGGCUUCCUGCGUCUCAGGCUUUCGUGGGUGCGUUACUCCGCUCGCUUUCAUCCUCUGAAGCCUAAGCCGGCCGCACGUUUCUCCUUCCCUCCGCCUGUAGCCGUGUCGUUGCGACUCCGCCACCAUGUUCGAGGCGCGCCUGGUCCAGGGCUCCAUCUUGAAGAAGGUGCUGGAGGCGCUGAAGGACCUCAUCAACGAGGCCUGCUGGGACAUCAGCUCGAGCGGCGUCAACCUGCAGAGCAUGGACUCGUCCCAUGUCUCCUUGGUGCAGCUCACCCUGCGCUCCGAGGGCUUCGACACGUACCGCUGCGACCGCAACUUGGCCAUGGGCGUGAACCUCACCAGCAUGUCCAAAAUACUAAAAUGUGCUGGCAAUGAAGACAUCAUUACACUAAGGGCUGAAGAUAACGCCGACACCUUGGCACUAGUAUUUGAAGCUCCAAAUCAAGAAAAGGUUUCAGACUAUGAAAUGAAGUUAAUGGAUUUAGAUGUUGAACAACUUGGAAUUCCAGAACAAGAGUAUAGCUGUGUAGUAAAGAUGCCUUCUGGUGAAUUUGCACGUAUAUGCCGAGAUCUCAGUCAUAUUGGAGAUGCUGUUGUAAUUUCCUGUGCAAAAGAUGGAGUGAAAUUUUCUGCAAGUGGAGAACUUGGAAAUGGAAAUAUUAAGUUGUCACAAACGAGUAAUGUUGAUAAAGAGGAGGAAGCUGUUGCCAUAGAGAUGAAUGAACCAGUUCAGCUAACUUUUGCACUGAGGUACCUGAACUUCUUUACAAAAGCCACUCCACUGUCUCCUACAGUAACACUCAGUAUGUCUGCAGAUGUACCCCUUGUUGUAGAGUAUAAAAUUGCUGAUAUGGGACAUUUAAAGUACUAUUUGGCUCCCAAGAUCGAGGAUGAAGAAGGAUCUUAGACAUUCUUAAAAUUCAAGGAAAUAAAACUAAGCUCUUUGAGAACUGCUUCUGAGAUGCCAGCACAUACUUAAGUCUCUUUUGUCUUUGUACCUCUGAGUACAUAUGUAGAUAUUGUUUUCUGUAAAUAAUUUUUUUUCUCUAUUCUCUACAAUUUGUUUAAAGGAUAAAGUCCAAAGUCAAAUCUGGUCUUGUUAACCUAAUAAUACUUCUGCCUUACCUUAUAAUUUUUAUAAACAAAAGGGUUUUGACUCUAAGUGCAGUUUUAAGUAUUGUUUUCAAUUUGAAUAAAAGUCAUUUGAAUUUCAA